Molecule: messenger RNA, 320 nt
Organism: Sphaeroforma arctica JP610
Lineage: Eukaryota; Ichthyosporea; Ichthyophonida
Exons: 1
Source: RefSeq, a predicted model, not a curated record
GCACGGACAACCAACAUCAGUCGCAAGCCAGAGACUCGUCGUAUGUCGAUCCAAUUCGAAGUUUAAGAGGGUACCUCAAACCAAGUUUAGACUCAGCGACCAAUAAUAUCAUCUCACUCAGCGAUACCAUGGAGAAGACGGUCACCAGCACUGUUACCAAUGCAACCGACAACAUGCUCGCACUGCAAGGGAACAUCAACAGCGGCCUCCGCUCGGGCGUUGAGCGAGCCAACAAUGUGGAUGUCAAUAACGGUACACAUACAUGUAUACGAAGACUGGGUUGUAUAUCGCUAAGCACAAGUACACACACACACACAUAA